Exophiala xenobiotica is the source of this 1840-nucleotide messenger RNA. RefSeq lists its product as hypothetical. The transcript is spliced from 2 exons. The record is from RefSeq and is a predicted model, not a curated record. Gene Ontology annotation, biological process: biosynthetic process. Gene Ontology annotation, cellular component: cytoplasm; mitochondrion. The coding region runs from base 653 to 1603 and encodes 316 amino acids. Gene Ontology annotation, molecular function: pyridoxal phosphate binding; L-kynurenine:2-oxoglutarate transaminase activity. NCBI's taxonomy places the organism in Eukaryota, Fungi, Ascomycota, Eurotiomycetes, Chaetothyriales, Herpotrichiellaceae.
CAAUCAAGUCUCACCUAGGAUUCUUCUUCACCAGUACCUCGUAUCACAUGCGAUCUUUCGUUUAGAACCGAGUCCUCAUGAAAAUCUCUCUGUCAACAUCAACAGCAGCACUCAUCCGAUCUGCGACCCGUCCCACCCUUCGCACGAACGCCGAUAUCUGUCCUACGUUCACUUCCCUCUGCGACCGAUUGUCUGUCACGAACAACCACUCCCAGUAUCGGAGUCCUACUCGCAGCCUCUCUUCGUCUGCCAGAAUGUCCGUCAAAUACGCUCCCGCCAAACGCGUUGCAGGUCAAAAGCAGGAUGUAUGGAGUAUAGUUAACGAGGCUGCGGCCGCAAGUCCGGUCCAGCCCAUUGUUAACAUGGGCCAAGGGUUUUUGUGAGUACGCACGAAUAACCCAACCUCACAAGGAGUGCAUGACUUUUCGAGGGAUGGGCUGAUGCGGUUGUGCGUGCUAGCGGCUACAAUCCUCCACAAUUCAUCAUCGACGCGGCGAAAAGCGCUUUGGAUAGAGUCGAGUGUAACCAGUACUCCCCGACGAAGGGGCGGCCGAGGCUGAAGAAGGCCAUUGCAGAGGCAUACAGUCCAUUCUUCGGAAGAACCUUGGAUCCGGAGACAGAAGUUACGAUUACGACGGGGGCUAAUGAGGGCAUGCUGAGCGCUUUCAUGGGCUUCAUCGAACCAGGCGACGAAGUCAUCAUUUUUGAACCUUUUUUCGAUCAGUACCUGAGUAAUAUCGAGAUGCCCGGCGGUACGAUCCGGUACGUGCCCAUGCACCCACCCGAAGACGGCGCCGAGAGGACGUCCAGCGCUGCGAAUUGGCGGAUUGACAUGGAUGAGCUGGAGCGGGCAUUCAACGACAAGACCAAAAUGAUCGUGCUGAACUCCCCUCAUAAUCCGGUGGGCAAGGUGUUGAGCCGUGACGAGCUGACAAAAAUCGGCGAGUUGUGCUUGAAACACAAGGUGAUCAUCCUCUCGGACGAGGUGUACGACAGGCUGUAUUACGUUCCCUUCACGAGGAUCGCCACGCUGUCCCCAGAACUCGCCAAGAUCACAUUAACGGUCGGGUCGGCAGGAAAGAAUUUCUACGCCACCGGCUGGCGCGUGGGUUAUCUGAUCGGACCGCCGGAAUUGAUCAAGUACGUCGCCGCGGCACAUACGCGGAUAUGCUAUUCGAGCGUGUCUCCACUACAGGAGGCUGCGGCGAUUGGAUUCGAGCAGGCGGACAAAGUCGGGUUCUGGGACCAGGCGGUCACGGAGAUGAAGGGGAAGAUGGACAUGUUCUGUGAGGUUUUUGACGAGUUGGGCAUUCCGUACUCAGUGCCCGAGGGCGGGUACUUUGUUCUGGCGAAUCUCAGCAAGGUAAGGCUACCUGAAGGGUACGAGUUUCCGGACCACGUCAAGGACCGGCCCAGGGACUUUAAGAUGUCGUGGUUUUUGAUUAUGGAGCUGGGCGUGGCAGCAAUACCACCGAGUGAGUUUUACACCGAUGAACGAGCGCACUUGGCAGAGGAUUGGAUGAGGUUUGCGGUGUGUAAGAAUGAUGAUGUCCUGGAGAAGGCGAAGGAGCGGUUGAGAGGAUUGAAGAAGUAUAUGAAUUGAGACGAUGACAACUGGUGGUACUGUCGUCGCUGUCACUGAAGGCUAGAUCAGUACCCACGAGAAAAGGGGCAUGAAAACGGGAAGAACCAGGGGCUAGUGUGUGUUAUCACGACCCAAGAUGGCAUAGAAGUGUACAGACGAACAACUAGAGCCUCGCAAAUGCCGCACCCUUCCUCGGUAUUAGAGAUGGAUACCUACCUUAUAUUAUGGGGUUGAAAACCACGGAUGUUACCACUG